Messenger RNA from Monodelphis domestica (gray short-tailed opossum), 9998 nucleotides. It is a transcript of the gene STARD7, whose product is annotated as StAR related lipid transfer domain containing 7. The record is from RefSeq and is a predicted model, not a curated record. NCBI's taxonomy places the organism in Eukaryota, Metazoa, Chordata, Mammalia, Didelphimorphia, Didelphidae. Gene Ontology annotation, molecular function: lipid binding.
UUCUUUUUUUCCCUGCCUAGCAAAAUACUUAUCUGUACCCAAUUCUGUGUGUGUUUUCUUUCCUCCUUUAACCAGUUGAGAUGAAAGUGAAGUUCAAAUGUCAGUUGCUUUCCAAUCACUUUCUCCUUGUUUUAUUGACUUCUAUUUUUGUCUUCCAGUUUGUUCCCCCUCCUAAUAUAUUCUAGUUCCCCUCUUUUUCCCUUCUUUUACAAUAAUCAAGAUAUAACAGAACCACUCUCAAGCCUUUUGACUAAUUAGAUAUCUCUAUGGCUAAUGCUGAUAACAGGGUAUGCCAUCUCCCCAUAUUAGAAUGUAAGCAGUUUUUCCUUGUUUAUUCCUUUAUGCUUAUUUAUUUAGGUUUAUGUUUUUAUGGUUAGGUUUUUAUGUUUCUCUUGACCCUUGUGUUUACAUUUCAAAGUUUCUUUAUAACUUGUCUUUUUAUCUGGAAACCUUGAAAAAUUUUAUUUCAUUAAAGACCUAUUCUUUCCCUUGCAGUUUUGCUUUGUUAAGUCUUUGCCUUCUGGAAAUUAUAUUCCAAGUUUCCUUUUUUUUAAAGUGGUAGCAGCUAAAUUGUGUGUGGCUCCUGACUGGUUCCUCUGCAUUUGAAUUCUUUCUUUAUGGCUUCUUGCAGUUUUUUACUCUUUGACCUGCAAGCUCUAGAUUUUUACUAUAAUGUUUCUGGGAGUUUUCAUGUUGAGGUUUCUUUCAGGAAGUGAUCAUGCAUGCUUUCUAUUUCCAUUUUGUCUUUUGGUUCCGAGAAGUCUGGACAGUUUUCUUUGAAGAUUUCUUGAAAUAUAAUAGGUAGCAGGAAAAAAAGCAGAAAAAGUUUAAAACAAUUUUUUUCUUUUACAAAAUACAACACCUAUUCCUAUUAAAAACACCAGAAAGCAUAGUAAUAAAUGGAAUGUUUCUUAAAAUGAUAAGAAGUAUAUCUCUAAAACCAAAAGCAAACAUCUGUAAGGUGGAUAAACUAAGUCUUUCCAGUAAAGCUGACUCAGGAAUGAAGAAAAGAUAUCCAUUAUAACCACUAUUAUUCAAUGUUGUACUAGAAAUGCUAGUUAUAGCAAUAAGACAAGAAAAAGAAAUCAAAGAAAUAAGAAUUGAUAAUGAGGAAACAAAACUAUUACUCUUUGCAGUUAAUAGGAUAGUAUAUAUAGAGAAUCUGAGAGAAUCAACUAAAAAACUAGUUGAAACAAUUAACAACUUUAGUAAAAUUGCAGUACAAAAAGUAAACCCACAUAAAUCACCAGCAUUUUUACAUAUUAACAAUAAAAUAUAACAGGAAGAUAUAGAGAAAUUCCAUUUAGAAUAACUGCAAGUAAUACAAAAUAUUUGGGAGUCUGCCAAGGCAAAUUCACAAACUAUGAAAUAAUGAACAUUAUUUCAAAUAUAAAUAUAAUGUCAGAUAAAUAAAGACAGAUCUAAACAACUGGAGAACUAAUUUAUUGCUCAUACAUAGGCUGAGCUAAUACAAUAAAAAUGACAAUUAUCCCUUAAUUAAUUUUCUUAUUCAGCAUCACUCCAAUCAAACUACCAAAGAAUUAUUUUGUAGAACCAAAAAUAAGGUAAAAUUCAUCUAGAAGAACAAAAGGUUAAGAACAUUAAAGGAAUCAAUGAAAAAAUGUGAAGGAAGGAAACAGCAAUACUAACCAGACUUCAAAUUAUAUUACAAGGCAGUAAUCAUCAAAAACAACCUGAUGACUAAGAAAUAGAAUAAUGGAGCAAUAGAGCAGAUUAGGAAUAUGAUAUACUGAUAUAAAUGACCAUAGCCCUCUAGUAUUUGAUAAACACAAAGAUCCAAGUUUUGGGGGCAAGCACUCACCAUCUGACAAAAACUGCUGGCAAAACUGAAAAGCAAUCUGGCAAAAACUAAGCAUAGACCCAACAUCUCACACCAUAGGUCAACACAAGCUCAAAAUGAGUAAACAAUUUAAACAGAAAGGGUGAUGUCAUAAGAAAAUUAGGGGAACGUGGAAAAUAUUGCCUGUUAGAUCUAUGGAUAAGGGAAAAAGUUUAUGAGAAACAGGGGAUAGGAAAGAUCCCAGGAAAUAAUUUCACCCACCUCUACAAAUUCCUAAUGUGGGGUUAGAUCUGAGCCAAAGACCUGUGAACUUACUGCCUUUGGUGUUUUUAUAGAUUCAUGCUGGGCUCAGCCCCUUUUAGCCAGCUGGAAGGCUGUACUGGUUCAGUGAAUAGAAGUGUAGCUUCCCUUUGGCCUGAAAUUCCUUUCAGAUUGCACUAGAGUUAGGAGCCCAGACCCCAAGAUUGGCCAGGUUGAGCCACACCAUGACUGCUUACUUCUGAACUUGCUUUUAGCUCUGUACACAGCCUAUAGCCAACAAAUGAUCUUCAGCCUGUAAUGCCAAUUCUAGGUGGUUCUUCUCUUUAGUCUUCUCUGGAUCUAUGACCUGAGACUGGGAAGUGAGUAACAGAGCUUUAUGUUUUUUACCUUUUUCUGAACUCUUGAAAAAUCCUUUCCCCUGAUACCCAAAUCAUUGACUCUACUAGAAUUUUAGAGUAUAUCUUCCCAGGGUGAGAAAAAUUUCAAGAAAAAGUCAAUUCAUCCCCCUAAUUCUCCUUCUUGAUGUCUAUCUAUUCAAAGAUAUUAGGAUGUAAUCUGUUGGUUUGUUUCAGAAAUGUUUUUAGUAAACUGAAUUUUUUCCUCAACCACAAAAAAAGUCAGGGGCCAUAUGUAAAUAUAAUUGUAAGAUUGGAGUCAUUCCCCAAACAUAAGAUUAGGGAAAGAAACAUUAGAUGUUAGAAAUUUUCCUAAUGGGGGCUUGGACAGUUGUUACAACUAAAAAACCUUUUUAAAAAUAAAAUAAACUUCCUAAAGCUGGAAAAGGAGGAAACCAAAUGGUUCUUAGAAGCCAUUAUAUUUUUGUAUUGCUUGUGUAAACUGGGCUGGGCAUGCCCACUUCAAGAAUAUGGAAUCUGGAGACAUCCUUGAGGGGCCUUUUCCCUAUGCCCAGUUUGCUUUACAUGUAGCCUGAAAUUCCUUCCUACUAUAUGGAUGGGGUAGCCUCCUUUUAUUGGUUGCCUUCAUGUUAACUGAAUGGCCAGACCAGUUCUGGUUAUACUUAAAAUAACCCAAUUAUCACAAUAGGGUAUUGGAGCCCAGUGUGGAUAGUUCAUUUAAGAGCUGAUGACGGCUUGAGCUACCUAAUUGUGGUUUUGGUGCGAAAGGAAAGGGACAAAUAUGAGGGAUGUUGAGGAGGUAGAACUGAUAAGACUUGGCAACUGUCUUGGAUUUGGGGAAUAAGGGUGGAAAAUGCCUCUCCCAGAAACCUGAGGGGCUACCAAAAGAAUGAUGGUGUCUUCCACUGAAGCAGAGAAGUGUUUGGCACAAUUGUUUGGUUUCAGUCUUGUUGACCUUGAUAGAGAACUAUAGAACCACUAAAGUAGUUACAAAGAACAAGUCUUUAAUCAGGACAAGGGAGACAGAGUUCUGAUGGCCAUCUCGCAGAGUCCUGCACACAUAAACCACUGUCACCACACCAGAAAAUGCGCCAUGAUGGAAAUCUUCAUCAUGGGAAUUUCCAACUGAAGAACUUGGGAUCUUAAGAUACAUUUGGGAGGAUAACGGUGUCAAUUUUUGUUUAUGGAAUCCCCUAGUUUGCCUUUGUUCCUUGGGAACUUGCCUUAAGCCAAAUCUCAGACUGCCCUAGUCUUCAAUUGAAAAAUAAACCUUAAAGUACCUAAUGAUCUCAACUUAGGUAGAAUUAGUAGACUUAAUAAAAUCUUAAGUGCCCUUUUUUGUCUUAUUAGUUUCCCCAGUGUAUGGGAGACCUCUUCUCAGGUAGCUCAGUCCCUGGCUGGAAUCAUCCUUUUGUAAAGCAUCAGUUUCUCCCCCAUAAUCCAGCCCUGGACUCCUCAUUCCCUUAUGCCCAUUGUAAAGCCUAUCAAUUAUACUUUCCUGUCCUUUAUUUCCCAAAAGGUAUAUAAGACCCCCAAGUUCUCCAGUUCAGUGGAAAAUCUCCUUUGGAGUGUGUUUUCCCAGAGACAUUAUUCCCAGAGUCACUGAGCUUUGGCUCUGUGUGGUAUUAAGCUCUUGACUCUGUGUGGUGGUGGAAUCUUGAGCCUUGUCUCUCUUGUCCUGAUAGACUUAGAAAGACUUGUUCUUUCUACCUUAGUGGUUCUGUGUUUUUUGAGGUUGACAAAGGAAAGGAAAGACAACUGAUUGGCUUACAUCAGUGGUUCUCAACCUUUCUAAGGCCGUGACCCCACAAUACAGUUCCUCAUGUUGCAGGGACCCCAAACCAAAAAAUUAUUUCGGUGGCUACUUCAAAACUGUAAUUUUGCUACAGUUAUGAUUCGGAAUGUAAAUACUUGAUAUGCAUUAGGUAUUCUCAUUGCUACAAAUUGAGAGGUUGAGAACAGCUGGCUUACAUGGAGACAAGGGAAAGAGUAACCACCUGGAAGAGGACUGAGAUACAAAGGGUAUCCUGAGACAAAAGGGUAUUUAAGAUUAGAUUACAUCUAACACUCCUAUCUAGCUUGAAAUAAUUGAGAUCAAGAUUAUCAUACUUGAAAGUUUAUUGUUCAGUCUAGUCCUCUCUAAGGUGAUUCAAGGAUGCCCCAAGAUUUCAUAAAACAAAGUUGUCAGUCUUCACCAACUCUUCAUGACUAUUUGGGAUUUUCUUGCAAAGAUACUGGAGUCUGUUCCCAUUUCCUUCUCCAGCUCAUUUUACAAAUGAGGAAACAGGUAAACAGGGUUAAGUGGCUUGCCCAGGGUCACACAGUCAGGAAGUAUCUGAGGUCAAAUUUGAACUCAGAUGAGUCUUCCUAACUCUCGGCCCAGAGCUCUAUCCAACUGCGCCUCCUAGCGGCCUAUCUGGCACGCAAUAAAUGCUAGUUGAAUGAAUGGAGUAGGGAGAAAUUUAAGGGGUAAAGACGAGUUCAGAUUUUUGCACAUUGACUUAGAGAUUUCUAUGGGACAUCUUGGUGGAGAUGUGAAACAAGUUCAAAAGGGAGGUGAGGGCUGGAUAAGUGGAUUUGGGAUUAUCGGCAUAGAGCCGAAAUGAGUAGAUCUAGACAGGAUUCACACCUAGACAAACACGAAACGGACAGGGUCUUCAGAUUCUUCCGGUCCUUGCCUUUGCUCCUUAAAGUGAUUACGUCACCGCACCCCGCUCCGGGGCAAUCACCCUAGUGCCAUUGUAGAGAAUGGGAGAAGGGAGAAUUUGGCCAGGGAUAGGGGAUCUCUUCCCUAACCCACCAUGGCUCGGGAAUAGUAUUCCUUCACGAGCUCUUGAAAACAAAACAGUCACUCUCGCAGGCACCUCCAUAGACAGCUCCACGAGGAGGUGGGGCGGGGGAGGAGCGCGAAUAUGGCGGCUGUCGGGGUCCUGGGUCGUCACUAAGGCGCCCUUGAAUGGUUGAGGCAGCGUGCGACUCCACCUACCUUGCUAGCGGAGUCAAGGCUAGACGAAUUGGGUCCGAGCUUCGUGACAAGCACUCCUGGGCGCCAGUGAGUGGCGGGAGAGUGAAGGUUACGGCCAAUCAGAAGAGAGGUAGCGGCAGUGGGGGCUGGGGGUGGGGAGGUAGGUUGCAGGGGCAGGAGCGUGUGUGGUGGCUGCUGAAGAGGGGUCGACAUCUACGCAGCUGCUGGGCCGGAGCCCCAGGACAACCUGCCCGUGCCCGACCUCCACUUAGGCCCCCUCUGGCCCGCUGUGCACGGCGGCCCGCCACUGUUGGUCCUGGCUCCUCCGGCUGUUGCGGAGAAGGAGGCCGGCGGCCUGUGCGCACGGGGGCGGGGCCGAGUCGGGCCUGUGGCUCCAGGGACCGAGACGACGAGGCCGCGGGGGCCCAGCGAGGGGAGACCAGGCCGACGGGCCCUAACGGACUGGUUACUCAGGGCCCAAUCUAACCCAUUUCCAGCGUCCACUCGAGCGGCCCUCUUCCUCUCUGGGACACCCCCGCCACCACCUGCCUGACCAGUCCGGGCCUCCAGACCGAGGUCGCUUUGUCCCUCGGCUUGGGAGGCCUCCGGGGGUGGGAAGUCAAGCUUGUCCUUCGGGCCCGGGCUGCAUGAAGCUUUCCCGUCACUCACCCGUGCGUGCCCUCUCUUUCUCGCUCAUUCCCUCGGGGUCCAUCUUAUUUUCUUUCUCUCCCUGCUCCACACACCCACACGGUUUCUCAUCAGCGUUUGCAGAGUCUUCCCUUCGGCUGCGAUUAUAUUGAUUCCCUUAUUUUACUGGACGCUUCCUCCCACCCAAGAAACCAGUCAAUCUUGCUGAGAAGUUCAUCAGACACAGUAUUUAUAUAGCAGAGAACUGGCCCACUAUUUUGCCACCCUUAACCACUGACAGUCUGCCAGGUUACCUGUUUGUUCCAGGGAUCUUCCUCUUUCUUUUUACUUAGUGAUUUGGGUGCAUAUUUUUGUCCCAAUUGUGUAGAGGAGGCCUAGGUUUUCUCCCCCAGAAGCCAGAAUUCCAUUUACUUUUUGUAAGUCAAAUGCUGAAAGUGUGGGGGAACCCUAGACUUGUUGGUUUGAGAAGGAGGCUCCUGGUGAUUCCCUGUUUUGUAAGUCACACGCUUUGACUAAUCCUUUCCGUGGGAGGGAGUCGAGGGGGACCGACUGGUUGGACCGACUUAGCAGGAAUGUUCCACUCACUGCAGAGGAGGUCGCCCUCCAGUGUUUAUUUCUACUGUGUGAGCUCAGCACGGUUUGCCAGAGUUGCAGAUGGGAAUCUGGGCUGGGGGCGUCAGGUGAGCUCCCUCAAGGGCAGGGUACAACAGUUUCUAAGUUGGUUCCAGAAGGAAAUUGAAAGAGGCCCCAGACAGAAUAAGAGCCUGCUCUCGCUUUUAGCUAACCAAUGUAGCUAUGUCACCAGCUUGAGGGUCCGCCGUGCCCAGCAGAUCGGCCAGCUCUACGGCAACAUCUACUCGGAGAGAACGCGCUUGAGCCUCUUCAGUAGACUUUGGCGCAAAUUUUAUAUUCAUCACGGGAAUGCCUGUAAACUGAUGGCUGCUCUAACUGGAAUCUUUGUGUGGGAAGAGGAGAGGAUCAAAGAAGAAGAGUUACAGAGAUCUAUUGAUGAGAUGAAAAGAAUAGAGGAAAUAUCUAGUGUAUUCAGAAGCAGUGGCGUUGAGUGCCACCCUCCCGAACUGAAACCCCAAAAAGAAGAAACAAGUGAUAAAGUCACCAAAGACCAGCCAUGGGAAAUGGUAAUGGACAAGAAACACUUCAAACUUUGGAGGCGCCUGAUCAGUGGUACUCAUCUGUACCAAUACAGAGUUUUUGGAACAUAUACUGAUGUGACACCCAGACAGUUCUUCAAUGUUCAGCUGGAUACAGAGUAUAGGAAGAAGUGGGAUGCUCUAGUCAUCAAACUGGAAGUGAUUGAGAGGGAUGUGCUAAGUGGUUCUGAAGUUCUUCACUGGGUAACUCAUUUUCCUUAUCCAAUGUACUCAAGGGAUUAUGUAUAUGUUCGGAGGUACAGUGUGGAUCAGGAAAACAAUGUAAUGGUGUUGGUAUCACGUGCCGUGGAACAUCCUAAUGUACCAGAAUCUCCUGAAUUUGUUCGUGUCCGGUCAUAUGAGUCCCAAAUGGUUAUCCGUCCCCACAAAUCAUUUGAUGAGAAUGGCUUUGACUAUUUGCUGACAUACAGUGAUAACCCCCAAACUGUUUUUCCUCGUUACUGCGUCAGCUGGAUGGUCUCUAGUGGCAUGCCAGAUUUUCUGGAGAAGCUGCAUAUGGCCACCCUUAAAGCCAAGAACAUGGAGAUCAAAGUGAAGGACUAUAUCUCAACCAAACCUUUAGAUGUUGGCAGUGAUGCCAAAACAGCCACCCAGACCCCAGAUCGAAAGAGUGAGGGCAGCUGUGGCCCUGCUCGCAUCGAAUAUGCUUAAAGGGAAUUAGGUUGGGGGGGAGGGUUGAGGGAGAAGUUCUUUUAUACCUGCUUUGGACCUUUAACUCCUUGUUACAAAACAGGGAAAAGCCAGGUAUAUUCGAAGAGGUCUGCUUUACUCACAAAGACAAGAUAGUUUGAUAACCGGAGUCUAAUUCAUCUGGCCCUGAAUCUUUCAGUGCUUUUGAUAUCCUUUUUUCAGAGCAUUUGAGAAGAUGACAUCUCUUCUGGGAAGCUGUUGUGUUCCUGGCCCAAGAAUUUUAAAUUCAUUAUUUCUAUACUUCUGUAAGGAUGAGAACACUUCCAUUUUUCCCUUGGAGCAUUUUCCUCAUGCUUGGAUUUUACUUUGUGCCAUUCAUUCUGCAAUGACUUCACUUGCUGAAGACUCCACAAACAAGACUGUUUGGAUUUUUCAUCAGUUUUGGGGGGAAAUGGGGUAUUGAAAUCUCUUGGCAGUAGGUCUUUGUAUGUGAUGACAUAAACGAAACAGUCCUAUGUGGCCCAAGUGCCUUUCUUGAUCUUUGUUUGUUUAGGAACAACAUGAAAGCUGUGCCAAGAAAUGCCCUUAUUCUACCCAGAAAGUGUUAUUCUUUUCUCUGAGAUUCCACUUUAAGUCCACUCAAUAUGUUUGCUGUCCUUUUUGGUUUGAACUAAAUCUUUUUACUCAUCAUAUCCUCCCCUACAUAGGUCUAUAAUUAAAGGAAGACCUUUUAUAAUAAUACAUUAACAGUAUUCUGGCAGGAUCAGGCAAGAUGAUAGUACGGCAAGUUAUUUAAAAUAUGAAUUAAGUUUAAUUUUUAUUUUCUAUGUUAAUUUUUGAUGGAGAAAGUGGAAUAGGGAAUCACACAGUUGUUAAUAGCUUUGAGGAUUCCUCUUUAGCCUAUCUACAAAAAAUUCCUUUUUAACCUCACUGCAAAGAAAGUGCCAAACUUGUCGAACAAACUUGUUUGACUUGCCAGUCUCAUUUUUGGAAAUUCAUAAGGUUUGUAUAGCCACUCUUCUUGUAGUGAAGCUCAGACAUAAAAUCAACACGGAGACAUUCUCCAGGGGCUUGUCCUCAAUUCCCAGUUGGAAAGAGAACACAUGGAGAAGGGGAAAUAAUUCUCUUCCCAUAGAGGUCUCAGAACCAUAAACCAAGGUAAGAUAAUUGCCAUCAUAAGAAAUGCUGGCUGAGUUGCUUAUAUACCAGUUCAUCUGAACAUUUUGCCUAGCAUUGAAGCCAGGGGAGGAAUAAAACUAAAGAGAAGUUCAUUCCCCUACUUUUCUAAAUCACUGAAGUUUGACAAAACCCUCUCCCAUUACUUCUCUUUUUACUUGUUGCAUUGAAAUACUACUAGCUCUUAUAUAAUUGACUUGAAUUUUGCUGAAAUGUUUUGCUCUGGCCAGAUAUAAUAACCAGUAUGGCCAGGGAAAAAUCCAACUUGAAGGCUAACAGAAUCUGCAGAGUGGGAUGAAUGAUCUUAACUGUAUUUAAUAGGUUUUGAUUGUGACUAGAGUGCCUUGCUCUGGACAGGCACAUUGGCUAUAUUGGCUGUGGAAGGAUCCUGCUGAAUGUAAGUGUGCAAUCUCCAGACUUAGUUAUGUUCUCAUUUAUAGAGCAAUAAUAAUAAGGGUGGUCUCAGUUAUUGGAAUGUGGUGGGGGAUUUUGAAGUCUUCCUGUCACUAAGAUUUAGGUGGGAAGCUUCUCUUUGCUACCCCCACCACCCACAUCCUAUUUCUAUGAUAGAAGAGAUCUAAACCUAAGUGUAAAUUCAGUCAUCCUAUGUUAUCCUUACCAUCUAUUGGGACUUGUGCCAAGGUAGUGAUCCCACCAUACUUUUCUUGGCAUCUGUUCAGAUGAUAUGACAGAGGUACACUGAGGAGCCCAAGCUUCUUUUCAUUGAUCCUUCUUUCAUGAUUUCAGGAUGUGAUGAAAUUAGGGAACAGUCAUUGGGUUUCAUUAGUUUUCAUUACCUACAGGAGCUACUGUGUUUAUAAAGAGAGCAUCUCUAAAGGUGCAUAGGGUACUUAGGAAGCUCUGUAUGAUUCCAUGUUCUGGCUUGUGGCACUGGGUUAUGUCAGUUUAGUAGUUACUUUUGGGUUUAUAAUAAUUUCACUAAUAACUGGCAUUUUUACCAAAAGUGUGAAUAAACAUACAGAUUGGUA